AUGACUAGACACGGAAACAACGCCCACGCAAUUCGGAAACCUGCAUGGUUGGAGGCUCUUACCACACAAAAUUUCUUCGUGGGGUGUUCAAUUCAUGAGAGUGCAAAGAAGAAUGAAAAGAACAUCUGUUGUUUGGAUUGUUGCACUAGCAUUUGCCCACACUGUCUGCCUGCACAUCACUUCCAUAGGCUUGUUCAGGUCCGUCGCUACGUUUACCAUGAUGUGGUUCGGCUAGAAGACCUUGAAAAGCUCAUAGAUUGCUCUAAUGUUCAGGCAUAUACUAUUAAUAGUGCCAAAGUGGUGUUCAUUAAGAAGCGUACGCAGAGCAGGCAGUUCAAGGGCUCUGGAAAUUACUGCACCACUUGUGACAGGAGUCUUCAAGAGCCUUAUAUUCAUUGUUCUCUUGGGUGUAAGGUGGACUUCCUACUGAAGCAUAACAAGGAUCUCUCUGCUUGCUUGAGGACAUGUGAUUCUUGGCAAUUUAGCCCCGACUUCCUUGUUCAAAAUGACACAGGUGAUGACGAAACCAACGAUACUCCUCGUUCAACAGUCGUGGACGAUGAGGCCAUGGGCUCGUCUUCUGGGUCAUCUGGGUCCGAUAAUCUGAGCCUGGUGUGCACCGAUUUCGUUAGAAAGAAGAGGAGUAGUCUGUAUGUGUGUGCAAGAUCAGCUAGCAACAUCUCAGACGAGGACAUGGCGACAAGCAUCAGUAGAAGGAAAGGCAUUCCACAUAGAUCUCCUCUAUGUUAGAUUCUCUCUCUCUCUC
Molecule: messenger RNA, 766 nt
Organism: Magnolia sinica
Lineage: Eukaryota; Viridiplantae; Streptophyta; Magnoliopsida; Magnoliales; Magnoliaceae
Product: protein RGF1 INDUCIBLE TRANSCRIPTION FACTOR 1
Exons: 5
Coding region: 1-750 (249 amino acids)
Source: RefSeq, a predicted model, not a curated record